AUGUCUCAGUCGAAAGGAAGAAAUCUAAGAAACAAACCGACUCUGAUGACAUAUCAUUUGCAUGCCAUCAUUUCUCAGCUAAUAUUUGCUGUGAUCUCCAGCUCUGCACCCAAUACGAAAGAGUUACACAAAUCAAACAUAGCAGAGCAGGAGGACUGGCCUGAGCCAGAGUCUGAGAGAAGAGCAGAUCCUGAGGCAGCAACUGGGCCCCAGCAGCUCCCCGCCCCCACGGGGCAGCCAGAGCAGGUCCUGGAGUCCAGUGAGGGGCAGGAGCCCGAUGUUAGCUGGGCUUCGGGGCCUUUCUCAGACCCACCCCGACAGCCGUCUGAGAGAGGGCAUUCACUGGUCCCAGAAGCCCAGGGGCAGCAGCCACCCCCUGGGAGGCCCCGCUGCCACACCAACUGCCUGGAGCAGCACCUUGCCCGGGGUUUCCAGAGGAUGGGGCUGGCUGUGGGCUCGAAACCCUGGCUCUUCCUGCAGGCUCCCCUGGCGUUGACGGCUGUCCUGGGCACCGGGUGGAUUAACCUGCCCAGUGAGACAGAAGAGAGCCGAGAGCAGGACACCCCUUCGGGCAGCCCGGCCAAAGCCAUGCGGCACUUCGUGCAGGCACAUUUCUCCACCAACGAGUCACCUCUCUUCUCCCCAUUGCAGUCCAGCGCUGAGGUCAACUUCGCCUCCAUUCUUGUGGUUUCCAACACUGCCAAUCUGCUGGAUCAAAUCAUCUUCUCAGAAAUGAGUCAACUGGACGAGGCGGUGCAGACGCUGACCGCGCCCUGGGGAGAUGGAACCCAGGUCCUCUACCCUCAGGUGUGUGCCAGGUACCAGAGCACCUGCAUGCCCUCCAACGCACUCCUGUUCAUCUGGCAGAAGAAUAACAACAUGGACCUGAAAAGCAUCACCUUCCCUAUUUACAACACCUCUGCUGCUCCCCUCUUGGCCGGCCUCUUGGGAGGGACUGUCCUAGGUCCCGGCACGGGGAUUAGCCGGUUACUCCUGCAAGCCAAGGCCAUGCGGCUGCAGUACUACCUGAAGACCGCGGACCCCGAGGACAGCGCACACAGCCAGAAGUGGCUGCUCGAGUUCCAGGACCAAUUUCAUGCCAUUGAAAAGUGCCUGGCCUUGAAGAACUUCCAGGUGGUCUACUUUACAUCACUUUCUAGUGAACUGGAAUUUGAGGCGACUGCUAGGACAGUGGUUUGCAAUCAUGUCAUGCUACAGGUUUAGCUGUAUACGUAACAAAAUGUUUACUGCAGUCAUUGGAGUGAUUUCUGUUACCUUGGCAGUGGUGAGUGGCUUUGGACUCAUGUUAUACGUAGGGGUGUCAUUUGUGCCAAUAGUUGCAAAUUCACCAUUUCUAAUACUAGAUGAGUAAAGCAAAUAAGAGGCUACACUAUGAGGGUAUUGGGGAGAAAGUAGAUAACAGAGAGUUUAUGAUAGAUUAAGUAAAAUAACUGUGAUUAGAUGACUACAAAUCCAAAAUAAGGUGUCAGAAAUGAAGACAAACAUUAAAUUGUGUCUUCAGAACUGGAAAAAAUAAGGACCCCAAAUGCAAAAGUAAAGAUAAUGACAUGAGCAGGCAGUUCACUCUCUCUC
Messenger RNA from Talpa occidentalis (Iberian mole), 1593 nucleotides. RefSeq names its product patched domain-containing protein 3-like. Gene Ontology annotation, cellular component: membrane. Lineage: Eukaryota; Metazoa; Chordata; Mammalia; Eulipotyphla; Talpidae. The record is from RefSeq and is a predicted model, not a curated record.